Molecule: messenger RNA, 1599 nt
Organism: Cadophora gregata
Lineage: Eukaryota; Fungi; Ascomycota; Leotiomycetes; Helotiales; Ploettnerulaceae
Exons: 4
Coding region: 61-1599 (512 amino acids)
Biological process (GO): chromate transport
Molecular function (GO): chromate transmembrane transporter activity
Source: RefSeq, a predicted model, not a curated record
CAAAAACAAACUCACAAUUCCUCGUAACAUGACCUCGCUGUGGAACUUCCAUUGGGUAUCAUGACACGAAUCCCCUUCCAGACAUCAUGGCAGUCUCUCAAUUCGAUACAGCGCCAUGCGCCAGAAAUCUGGGAGCAGGUGAAGGAUGUGUUUGCCAAGAACUGGCAUUUGGGCUUCACUGCAUUUGGAGGACCACCAGUGCAUUUCCAGAUAAUACACAAGAAAUUCGUAGAGAAAAACCAUUGGAUCGAUGAGCAACUCUACCAGGAGAUAUUCGCACUCAGCCAAGCAUUACCAGGCCCAGCGAGUACGAAGAUGUUGUACACUAUUAAUUACAUCCACGGAGGUUUCUCAGGAGCCAUCCUCGCCUUCUUCCUAUGGUGCUUCCCGGGCGCCAUUGCAAUGUAUGGCCUCAGUCUUGGCGUGAGCCGCAUAGGAGAUACGCUUCCCUUACCAGUCUAUGCCCUUCUUUCAGGCCUCAACGCUGCAACGGUUGGUAUUAUCGCCCUCGCCGCUGUGCAGCUAGCAGAUAAGGCAAUCACCGACAAGUUGACUCGCUUGCUGGUAUUCCUGGGUGGUGUAGCAGGUAUGCUGUACACUAGGUUAUGGUACUUCCCUGUCUUAAUGGCUGGUGCCGGUGUGGCUACGCUGGUAUGGGAUUAUCGUUGGCCUCACGCAUUGAUACUGUUGGUUUGGCGACGGUGGAGUACGAGGGAGACUGUUGGAGAGGGAGGUGUUGCCGAGCAAGAUAUUUCGGUUUCAUCUUCCAAUCGGCCGGCAACAGUUACAGAAGAAAGUAUUCGCUCACGUCGUGGACAAGGUGGAGAUCAGCAAAUCCCGUUGUCCACACACCCUACCUCCUCUCCAUAUCCUGAAACAGACACAGAAACAGAUCGUGUCGUACCCGCUCCAGUCGAGCUAAAACUCAUCACUUGGAAAACCGGCAUCUACAUCCUAAUCCUCUUCCUUCUGUCUUUCAUCACCGUCAUGGUCCUCCGCGCUCUGCUGAAGUCCCCCCCUCGCGGCGUCUCCCUAUUCGCAAACCUUUACCUAGCCGGCACAAUCAUCUUCGGCGGUGGGCCCGUUGUCAUUCCCCUCCUCCGCGAAUACAUCGUUGCCGAAGGCUGGGUAUCUCCUCGGGAUUUUCUCCUCGGACUCGCCCUGAUCCAGUCGUUCCCUGGCCCGAAUUUCAAUUUCGCUGUGUAUCUCGGCGCCCUGGCUACAGCCGGUACAUCGUUGCCAUCAUUUGUUGGAGCACUAGUUGCAUUUAUUGGAAUCUUUACGCCAGGAAUUGUGAUUGUGACCGGUGUGAUGGGUCUGUGGAAGUUGUUGAGAAGCAGGAGGUGGUUAUUGUCAAUACUGAGGGGGGUUAAUGCUGGGGCUGUGGGGUUGGUUUUCACGGCUGUUUAUAAGCUGUGGCAAAUUGGGUAUGUGGAUGCGGAGCAUCAGAGUGGAAGUCCGCUAGGCAGAGAUCCGUGGUGGGUUGCGGUUACCGCGACGAGUUUCGUGGGUGGUGCGUGGUUUGGGUUGAGCGCGCCGCUAGCAAUUCUACUUGGGGGUGUCAUGGGAUUGCUUUGGUAUGCAGUUGUUGAAGCUUGA